GUUUUUUCCAUCGUUCGGCUCUAUAUAUCAACCACUGAGAACAACAAAAAAAGGCCUGGUGUGUGUGCUUAGAAAGAGCCCAUCAAGCAGUUUUUUUCCUACUACUUUGCCUGGUUAUUAGGCCAGAAAGGGGGAAAUUAGGCAGAAAAAGGAUGAACAGGAAAGAGCUGAUGAGGGACCGCGGCUUGACGAGGUUUUUGCUGCGCACUUCAACCAAUUUGAGCGUCGGCGACGAAGGAAAAGUGAUCAUCAACUUCGAAGAGGCUCUGUUUGCUAUGCUCGAACAAGACGGGAAAAGCUUUGAGGAACAAGGAAUCCGUCGCGACGACCCGAGGUUGAGGACGAUCAUCGACACCUUGUCGCAAAUGUCGUUGAAAAUGAGUGUCGACUCUGAUCUCGGGGAACCGGUGCUUAUAGAAAACCUGGCCAUUGACAAAACUUCCUUCAUCAAAAUAGUCAAAAACAACCGGAUGAUCUUCUCAAAGUCCUUCCGAGCCGCCUUCGUUCUCCCGGAGUUUCGCCAUUUCUCAGCCACCAUCAAACAAUUUUACAACGAAUGCAAAGAAAUCCCGACACAAAACGCCGUAGUUUACAAUCGCAUUCCGCAAACUGCCAAGGCCGAUCCCGGGGCUUUCGGGGUCGCAGUUUGUUCCAUCGACGGUCAGCGAUUCUCUGUUGGAGACACGAAAACCUUUUUCCUUUUGAUGUCCAUGAGGGUCCAGCGUUCAUCAAAAAGCGGAAUUCGAAGGAACUCGACCACGGAGCUUCAAAACAGAAUUCAGAACCUCAACCUGAAAAGUAAUGCCCCUAUUCAACUGAGCAAUCCCAUGCUCGCGGAUCUCACCUUCGCAGAUCCGGAAUAG
Notodromas monacha is the source of this 863-nucleotide messenger RNA. The record is from the annotation of a GenBank genome assembly. NCBI's taxonomy places the organism in Eukaryota, Metazoa, Arthropoda, Ostracoda, Podocopida, Cyprididae.